This is a messenger RNA of Octodon degus (degu), 4067 nucleotides long. RefSeq names its product DENN domain containing 2C (gene Dennd2c). The record is from RefSeq and is a predicted model, not a curated record. NCBI's taxonomy places the organism in Eukaryota, Metazoa, Chordata, Mammalia, Rodentia, Octodontidae. Bases 358 to 3162 code for a protein of 934 amino acids. The transcript is spliced from 20 exons.
CUCGUAGUCCCGCAGGUCGGCGGCGAACCGGCACCGUGUGACGCGCCUGCGGAGCGAUGUUCAGGGUCGGGCAGAGUUUUGCUAUGGAGUUCAGGCCGGCCUGGAGCUCAGGAUAGUCUAGAACUUGCAACUAUCCUCCUGCCUCAGCCUCUCAAGUGCUGGGAUUACAGGAUUAUUCAAGACAAAGUUGCAGCUAUUUUCAAUGAGGGGCAAUGAUCAAAAUUACUCUUUUUAAGAAGACAUUUGCAAGUUAAACAUGAAAGAAAGGUACUGGAGUCAUUUCACUUCAAACAGGAUAAACUGUAUAAUAUUUCCCUGUCACUUUUGAUGGAACCGUUAUAAGAUUCAUCACUUGCCAUGCACCCAACAGGGAACAUGGAUGUUGGUUUUUCUCGUUUUGCUGUUCAGACGCUGUCGAGAAGCCACUGCAAAAAUAUCAAACAAAAAAUUUCCCAGUGGGAAGGAAGGACUAAUGGGACAUGUAAUCCAUCCAAGUGGCAUCCAAAGGACUUUGGAGUGAGAUACAGCUGUCACCAAGAGAUUCUUCCAGUGAAAUGUCCUGCUGCGGAGAGAAAGAACAAAAAGUUGGGUAUAACCAGCUCUCCUAAUGUGGGUUUAGAUAUGAAUGAAGAUGCCGAAGUCCAUGAUCCAAGUGAGGAUGAAGGUGAGAAGCAUGACUAUGAUGAUACACACGCCUUUAAAAGUGAAUCGGAAUCCACUUGGGUGUGUUCCAGGGUCAAACAAAUUGAAAGCUGGAAAGAAGUUGUGUUAGGUCCAGAGACUUCAUUACCUCCAGGAAACUUCUAUACCUCACAAAUAUUGUGGAAGAAAAUAGAAGCCCUUCCUCCUGAUAAAGUCAUAAAUUUGGCUUUAGAACCUUGUGGCCCUUCAGAAAACAAAUUGAAUUGUAGCAUUAUAAAUAGUUCAUAUGGAAUGACCAAGAGCCUAGAUAAUAUUUACUCUGAACCUGAGGGGCAAGAAUGUGGACCUUCUAUAAACCCUUUGCCAAAGCCACGCAGGACAUUCAGGUACUUGUCAGAGUCUGGUGUUAGGCCAUAUGAAGAAAGGGACUGUGACAGAAAACACUGUGAAAAUAGGUCUUGUGCAGGAUCUACUUUGGCCUCUUCUCACGAACCUGAACCAAAGAAAUAUGGUGGAAAAAUCAGAGGGAGAUCAAAAAGGAAAUCCUUUGAAUUUGAGGAUAUUCAGCACUUUCGAAAUCGGAAUUCACAGAAGAUUCAUGAAGUGCUUGGGAGAAAUUCUGGUUCAGCACUUUAUUACACGCAGUCUGAGGAUAAUAUCUAUGAGGAUAUCAUAUAUCCCACCAAAGAAAAUCCAUAUGAAGAUAUUCCAGUGCAGCCUUUGCCCCUGUGGAGAUCCCCUUCAGCAUGGAAGCUACCACCCACUAAAAGUACUUUCAAGACACCCAAGCUUCCUCCCAAACCACAGUUCCUUCACCGAAAGACUGUGGAACUGAAGAACUCCCAAGCUUUUGUACGAUCCAAGUUUACGAAGGAUGCCACUUUGCCUGUCACUUUAACCGAGUGGAAACUUUUCAGAGCUGGAGACGUUGCGAACCGAAAAAGGAGAAAUCUUCCAAGGCUUGUAUUGAAAAUAGAUGAUAUAUUUCAAUCCAAGAGAGGAAAGAAGAAGGUAAAGUUGUACCCUUACACUGGAAAGGAAGUACUUCCUUCAAAAGGUGAAGCCAGUGGGAAUGAAAGUGACGGCGAGUAUCUGCCAAAGAGUCGCCACAAGCGCUUAGCACAGCUGCUGCAGCCUUCCAAGAGGAAUCCUCACUACCAGACUUUGGAGCGGGAUCUUAUUGAACUGCAAGAGCAACAGCUGUUUGAACUUUUUGUGGUGGUGUCUUUAAAGAAAAAGCCAUCAGGAAUAAGCUACAUUCCCCAGGUCAUACAGCAGUUCCCUAGCAAGGGUGAUCAUGGAUAUAAACAGUCAAAAGACACUGAAGAAAGGCUCAAAGUUAUCCCAAAAUUUUGUUUUCCUGAUUCUGAGGACUGGGUACCAACCUCAAAACUCAAGAGUGAAACCUUCUCCUUUGUUUUGACUGGUGAAGAUGGAAGCCGGUGGUUUGGUUACUGUAAGAAGCUUUUGCCAGAAGGCAAAGGAAAGCGACUCCCUGAGGUAUACUGCAUGGUUAGUCGCCUGGGCUGCUUCAAUCUAUUUUCAAAGAUUCUGGAUGAAGUAGAGAAGAGAAGAGAAAUGUCUCCAGCCCUUGUUUACCCGUUCAUGCGAAGUGUCAUGGAAGCUCCUUUCCCGGCUCCUGGACGUACCAUCACAGUCAAGAGCUACCUCCCUGGGGCUGGAGAUGGGUCAAUUGAACUCUGCCGACCGCUAGAUUCACGAUUGGAGCAUGUGGACUUUGAGUGCCUUUUUAAGUGCUUGAGUGUCUGCCAUCUUAUCCGCGUCUGUGCCUCUCUCCUUUUGGAGCGGCGGGUAAUCUUUGUUGCCAACAGCCUAAGCACACUGUCCCAAUGUGGCCACGCCGUGGUAGCUACGUUGUAUCCAUUCACCUGGCAGCACACCUACAUCCCAGUCCUGCCAGCGUCCAUGAUCGACAUUGUGUGCUCACCCACCCCUUUCCUUAUUGGAAUCUUGUCGUGCUCCUUACCGCAGCUCCAGGACCUACCCAUUGAAGAGGUGCUGAUAGUUGAUCUCUGUGCUGACAAGUUCUUACAGGAGGUGUCUGAUGAGAAUGAAAUUCUACCACCUAAACUUCAAGCAGCCUUGAUGCAGAUUUUAGAAGAACGAAAUGAAAUCUUGUCUCAGGAACAAAAUUUUUCACAAGAUGUUACACUCAAUUCUCUGGUAUCUGAAGCAUUUGUGAGGUUUUUUGUGGAGCUGGUGGGACAUUAUUCUCUGAACAUGACUGUCACUGAGCGUGGGGAGCGCGUAUUCCAAAGAGAGCCGUUCCGUAAGUCCCACACUUCCCGCAGUGUGCGCCACUUCCUGGAUCUCUUCAUGGAGACACAGAUGUUCGCAGGAUUCAUCCAGGACCGAGAGCUUCGCAAAAGUGGAGUUAAAGGUUUGUUUGAGGUUCGGGCUCUCCAGUAUUUGGAAACAAUUCCUGAGUCUGAGCCUAGUGGGGUGAACAGAAUUUUGCGGAGUCUUGGAAAUAAAAUGAAAUUUCUGCAGAAGAAGUGAAUCUUUGUCUCCAUCUUAAAUAGAACAAAAGUGCCAAAGAAAAUGUUUUCCUAAGGGUCAGGAUGCCUGUGAAGUAUUCUUCAAAAUCCUCAAACUUCUACAAGGUUAAGGAGCAGGUCCAGUUCUCAGAGGAAGACGCUGCUGCUGCCGCCGCCGCCGCCGCCCAGUCGCCGGAGAGCUCGGUGCGAGCUGCAGCUGGUGCUCCCCGCUGCCUCCAGCUCUUUUUUACCGUGGCCUUUCCACUGGGUUCUUGGGCUUACUCUGUUAUGCGCUUAGUCUGUGAAGGCCCUUGUCUCCCCGGGGAAAGGCUGUUAUUAAAUAUUUUUAAAAAUAAAAAGCUUAAAGAUGAGUCAAAUGAAAGAAAGGCUGGGGUUAGGGUACUGGGGAGGCACAAUUGAAAUGGCAGUGACUAGCCUUACACACACAGUUCUCCCCCCUGAAAUACCGUGGCAGCUUCAAGCCCCUGGGCUAACAGCAGGGUGCUGCAGCCCAUUCCUGCGGUUUGAGCUACUCGAGAGGCUGAGCCGGAAAGAUCAUGAAUUUUGAGUCCAGCCUGGGCAACAGAGCAAGACCUUGUCUCAAAAUAAAAUAAAAAUGUUAGUAAAACCAUGAAUUACAGCAGAAAUAUAUUCAUCACUUACACUUGUUUGAUCUAAUACCAAGGAGAAUCUCUGCUAUGUGGAAGACCUUGCUAUUGGACAUUUAUAGAAGUAGACAUGUUGAGGCUCUUCCAGUGCAUGGCACCCGAGUGGCUUGUCCCUCACGUGUCAGCAUCACUGUUUGCAUAUAGUAGUUAAUUCAAAAAUAUCCUUUCAGCCAGGUAGAGUGGUGCAUACUGGUAGCCCCAGCACAAAGGGAUUGUCAAAAGUUCAAGGCCAUCUUGAACUGCACAGUAAGACCCUGUC